Molecule: messenger RNA, 3343 nt
Organism: Nelumbo nucifera (sacred lotus)
Lineage: Eukaryota; Viridiplantae; Streptophyta; Magnoliopsida; Proteales; Nelumbonaceae
Biological process (GO): rescue of stalled cytosolic ribosome; protein ubiquitination
Molecular function (GO): ubiquitin protein ligase activity; ribosome binding
Source: RefSeq, a predicted model, not a curated record
GGCCGUGGGGCGUCCUUCCUAACCUCCAGAAUUUGUUAAAUUCCAUUUCUCUCCAAAAGAAGAAAGGAGGAAGGAAAGAACUCAAAGAAGAACGCUCAAUUUUUUGGUUUUUGACAGGCACCAUCAAAAUUAUUUGACUGAUCGAAUUCAAAAGAGAAAAAAAAAAGAAAGAGAAAGAAACCAGAAUCCUUUUUAUCACUUCCGCAGUCAUCUUUGAAUUCAAUUUCUCCCAUAAAGCCUUGCAUCUCAAGUUCGACAAACCCUAGAAUCACCAGAGAGAUGGAUGAUAGCUGUGCCGUCUGCGCUGAACACCUCGAAUGGGUUGCGUACGGACCAUGCGGCCACCGCGAGGUCUGCUCAACCUGCGUCGCUCGUCUACGUUUCAUCUGCGACGAUAACCGUUGCUGCAUCUGCAAAACCGAGUCCAAAGUCGUCUUCGUCACGAAGGCUUUGGAAGACUAUACAAGGCUGAUAAAUGACUUUUUAGUCUUCCCGUCCAAUUCAACAGAGGGUCAAGUUGGGUCGUUCUGGUACCAUGAGGACACACAAGCUUACUUUGAUGAUAUAGACCACUAUAAGAUGAUCAAAGCAAUGUGUAGGCUUUCGUGUAGUGUCUGUGAUAAGAUGGAGAAUCAAGGGAAUGAUGGCUCUAAACGAAGAGGGAAAUUUAAGAGCAUUGAGCAGUUGAAGGGUCAUUUGUACCACCAGCAUAGAUUAUUCAUGUGUAAUCUGUGUUUAGAAGGAAGGAAGAUAUUUAUUUGUGAACAAAAGCUAUAUACUAGAGCACAGUUAAAUCAACAUACAAACACAGGUGAUUCAGAGGUGGAUGGUAGUGAGAGUGAAAGAGGUGGCUUCAUGGGUCAUCCUAUGUGUGAAUUCUGCAGAACCCCAUUUUAUGGGGAUAAUGAGCUCUACUCACAUAUGUCUACUGAACAUUAUACCUGUCAUAUAUGCCAAAGGCAGCAUCCAGGACAAUAUGAAUACUACAAAGAUUAUGAUGACUUGGAGAUCCAUUUCCGCCGAGAGCAUUUCCUAUGUGAGGAUGAGGCCUGCCUUGCUAAAAAAUUCAUUGUUUUUGCGUCCGAAUCCGAUUUGAAGAGGCAUGAUGCUAUUGAACAUGGGGGACACAUGUCUCGUUCUCAGCGGAAUGCUGCACUUAGGAUACCGAUUAGUUUUCGAUACCGGCGAAACAAUGAACAAGAGUUUCGCCGUGGAAGGGGAAGGGGACGAGGGCGUGGACGAGGAUUUCGUCUUGAUUCCUCAGAAGAUCAACUCUCACUGGCCAUUCAAGCCAGUUUUGAAACGGCCAAUGCAGAAAUGUCAGCCCAUGAUCCAUCCUCCAGUGGGCAAGAUAUUUCUGAUCGUAGAGAGAGGAUUGAAAUGGAUGCCAUUGUUGAGCCAUUUGAAUCAAUAACUACAAUUGAAUCUGAGCCAUCUUCAAGAUACCUCCAGGCACUUGGCCAAAGCUCUAGGAACACAGCUCUGGAAGAAUCCUCCUUUCCUCCUCUUUCCACAGCACCAGGAAGUAGUCACCAGACACUAGGACAGACCUCUAGGAAUGCAGCUAUGGAAGAAUCCUCCUUUCCUCCACUUUCUGUGGCACCAGGAAGUAGUCAGCAGAAAGUUAGACAUGAAUCAGAAGGAUUAGCCAACACCACAAUGGCUGCACGCCUCCGUCGCCGUAGUAAUGGAACUGUGACUGUUCUCAAUUCACCUCAAGUUCGGCCACCGACUAGUCGUGGUCCUGCAACAUCAUCUAAUAGUUAUGUGCAAUCUAGAUCUACAAAUUAUGUAGUUGCAUCAUCUUCUGGUUCUACCAGUUCUACCCAGAAUAAGCAGGCGAUGGCUAAUGGGACAACGGUACCUAGUUACGCAAGCUUUGCUCAGUCCAGGCCGGCAACGGUUCACGGACUUGCUUCAACUAGUUCUGCUAGUUCUUCAUGGAACUCAAGUAGUGCAAGUAGGGUCAGCCAUUCUUCUUCAUCCCCUAAUCUUGUGGGGACAGCAUCUCUGGACUCUUCUAUGUCUGAUUUUCCUCCUGUUUCUGCAACACAGAAGCCCAAGCUUACUUCAAAUUCCCAGUCCUUACCUAAUGUGGAAGAUGUUCAUACUGCAAACAAGACUUUGGUUGAAAGGAUCCGUUCUGCUUUAGAGUUUGACGAGAACAAGUAUGCUGCUUUUAAAGAGAUAUCUGCAGAGUAUCGUCAAGGUGUAAUUGGCACAGGUGAAUAUCUGUCUUACACUGAGCAGUUUGGCCUGUCACAUCUUGUUCCUGAGCUAGCAAGACUCUGCCCUGAUGCCCAGAAGCAGAAAGAGUUGCUUGACACUUACAAUGCCAAUUUGUUGAGUUCUAUAGGGGAGAAUGCUCGAGGCAAAAGCAGAACUCGUUCUAAAGAUUGUAAUGGAGCCGGUAAAGGUAAAGGGAAAUGCAAGGAUGAUGCUGAUAUUAGCCCGAAAGAAACCUUGGCAGAUAGUAUCAUUAGCACUGUUAGGAAGCUUCAGCUAAAUUCUAAGCCUUCAGAAGAACAGGUGGAGGUAUUGACAAAGGAUGGGUAUCGAGCUUCAAAAGGAAAAUCAAAGGUAUCAGUUGAUAAUCAGGUAGGGUUGAGUUCUGCCAAUUGGCAGCCUUCUGAUUCAAGAGGCCAGAAUGGUUAUCAAUCAGCUCCUGGUACCAACCAAAACUUGGGGGGUGGAGGAGGCAAUAAGCAACGGAAGAAAACUUCAAAAUUCCAUAGGGUCCGUCUAGGUGAUGGCUCAGUAGCAUCAAUUUUGGGCCUUAGAAAUCCUGAUCCCGGACCUGACCAGGAGGAAGAAACAACAGAAGAUGGGAAGAACCCUUUGGAAGGGAUGCCAGUUCGUGGUGUAUGGCGGAAGGGUGGAGGUCAGAGACUGGUAGCAAUGACUCAGAGAGACCCAACAAAGUGACAAUUUUGUCCGCGGAUCUGUUGGAUGGUGCUAGUUUUUUGGGUAGCUGCAAUCCAUAGAAUUGAUAUAUAGUGGAGCUAAUUUCUUUUUGGCCCCAUGAACAUGUUUAUAUUUUGGGAUUAGUUCCCAUGCAACCGGCCACCGGGUUUACUAGUAUAAUUUGAUGGGUAUAGACGUAUAGUCGUAUCACUGGAGAAAAAAAUGUAAAUUUGAGGUUUUCAACUUUUGGGCUGUAUUUGCAUGAAUUCGAUUUGUCUGGUUUUGGAUUUUGUUUUAAUGGAUAUCUGCACUUGGAGUCAGGCGUACGUGUAGAAGUGCCUGACAAAUUCUGUUCUUGGUUAUUGGUUAAUGGUUAUACAUUGUUUUGGGCGGAAAGUCGGAAACUACUGUUAUAUACAAUAGAAAAUCGUUUGCCUUU